GGCGCGCGCGGAGGACGGGCUGCGAGCUGCAACAGCUGAGCCGGGAGGUGCUGUCCACGGUGCUGACGGGCCCCAGGAGCUGUGGGAGCGCGGAGAGAGGACCUCCCCGGCCAGGUGGGGAGCGUCAUGCGCCGAGGGCCGCCGUCGCCGCUAUCCGCGGUGCUGACGCCGCCAGGUGCGCUCCGUUCCCCCGGCUGGUAGCGCGGCUCGGGCCCGCUGCUAUCCGCGGUGCUGACCCCGCUGCCCUCGGCCACCGCUCGCCUGGAGGAAGCGUCCAGUUUGGAUUUUUCAAAAGCCCUUCUUUAUUUAGAUUCCAACGUCCUCGCAUCUCUUCUGUGCCAAAGGGGAGCUCAGGCCGUCCGUCUCCCCCUUUGCUCUCCCCAACUUGGCGCACCCUCCCUCCCAUUUCUCCCUGACACUCCCACCACCCCCCUCGGCUCGGCGGCUCGGCGCGAUGCUGCAGAAGACGCGCUGAGCCCUUUUGGAUCUAAUGCGCAGAGGAGGUUGGCCCAGAGCUCCCGGGCUCCCCUAAGGCUGAACUCCAUCCAAGGUGCCCGCAGGCUCCCUGCCCGCCUUCCCCAUGCCAGCCCGCAGCUAGGGGCAGGGGCAGCGGCGGCUGGGGUUGGGGGGGGGUGGGGAGCUUUUGGGGAGGACAGGUCGCAGCGUGGCUAUGGAAGGCUCCAAUGGCUUUGGGAUCGACUCCAUUCUCUCCCACCGAGCGGGCAGCCCCGCCCUUCCCAAGGGGGACCCCUUGCUCGGGGACUGCCGCUCGCCCCUGGAGCUGAGUCCGCGCUCGGAGAGCGACUGCUCUUCACCAGCCUCGCCAGGAAGGGACUGUCUGCAGACGGGCGCCCCGCGGCCUGGCGGGGCUUCGGGCCCAGGUUUGGACUCCCACCUGCAGCCUGGGCAGCUCUCAGCCCCAGCCCAGUCUCGCACCGUGAGCUCCUCCUUUCUGAUCAGGGACAUCCUUGCUGACUGCAAACCACUCGCGGCCUGUGCACCCUACUCUAGCAGCGGGCAGCCAGCCGCUCCUGAGCCUGGGGGCCGUCUUGCGGCCAAGGCCGGGGAGGACUUUAGAGAAAAGCUGGACAAAAGUAGCAGCAAUGCCUCAUCGGACUCUGAGUAUAAAGUGAAGGAGGAGGGCGACCGGGAGAUCUCCAGCUCGAGGGACAGUCCCCCGGUGCGCCUGAAAAAGCCACGCAAGGCACGCACGGCCUUCACCGACCAUCAGCUGGCGCAGCUGGAGCGCAGCUUUGAGCGGCAGAAGUACCUGAGCGUGCAGGACCGCAUGGAGCUCGCAGCCUCGCUCAACCUCACCGACACGCAGGUCAAGACCUGGUACCAGAACCGCAGGACUAAAUGGAAGCGACAGACGGCCGUGGGGUUGGAGCUGCUGGCGGAGGCAGGCAAUUACUCAGCGCUCCAGCGGAUGUUCCCGUCGCCUUAUUUCUACCCGCAGAGUCUAGUUUCCAACCUGGAUCCCGGCGCCGCGCUGUAUCUGUACCGCGGGCCCAGCGCGCCGCCGCCCGCCCUGCAGAGACCUCUGGUGCCCCGCAUCCUCAUCCACGGACUCCAGGGCGCCAGCGAGCCGCCCCCGCCGCUGCCCCCGCUGGCCGGCGUCCUCCCGAGGGCCGCACAGCCUCGGUGAAGCGCCCGCCCGCCGGCCCGCGGCGCACCCGGCCCCCGCUCCGGGGCUCCGCCGUGGCCCCUUCCGCCUGCCUCUGGGAGGGCGCGGGGCUUCAACGCCCCUUCCCAGGGGCCCCCGGUCCGGCCCUCCCUGGCGUCCAGCCCAGUGUCCCCAGAAGGGCCAAAUGCCAAGUCUUCUGAGUCCCGGACCCCCGGACUGAGUCUCCCUAACCAUCCUCGGCGUCCUCACUCCCAGCCACUCCAUCAGGGAGCCACUUCCACCGCCGGGGGUACAUACAUCCCCACGCCCCGCCCCCGUC
Balaenoptera musculus (blue whale) is the source of this 1946-nucleotide messenger RNA. It is a transcript of the gene BARHL1, whose product is annotated as BarH like homeobox 1. The coding region runs from base 671 to 1648 and encodes 325 amino acids. Gene Ontology annotation, biological process: regulation of transcription by RNA polymerase II. Lineage: Eukaryota; Metazoa; Chordata; Mammalia; Artiodactyla; Balaenopteridae. Gene Ontology annotation, molecular function: RNA polymerase II transcription regulatory region sequence-specific DNA binding; DNA-binding transcription factor activity, RNA polymerase II-specific. The record is from RefSeq and is a predicted model, not a curated record. Gene Ontology annotation, cellular component: nucleus. The transcript is spliced from 3 exons.